CCCUGCUGUGUGUGCUUCUCAAAGCCUCAAACAUGUCCAGCCUUUCGCAAUUCAUUGACUUUUCUCAGGAAUCUCUCAAAUGGUCUGCGCUGACAAUUGCCUUCAACCCAAUCUUCUGGAAUAUUGUGGCACGUGCAGAGUACCAUAAGCACCACCUGACUCGCAUAUUCCGCAAUGCCUACUACGGCUGCUAUUUCCUGGCUGCUAUUAUCUUCACCCUGGGCAUCUUUCGUGACCAUGUGUACAACCAGGCUUUGGAAGACCAGCCAUACUAUGCUCCCGUCCAUCAACCACGGCUUGCCUAUCUUCUGUUUGGCGUGGGCUCUGUACUUGUUCUAUCCAGUAUGUAUGCUCUCGGUGUGACUGGUACCUAUUUGGGAGAUUACUUCGGCAUCCUGAUGGAUGCUCCGGUAACCGGCUUUCCGUUCAAUGUCACCGGUUCUCCGAUGUACUGGGGAAGCACCUUGAAUUUCCUGGCUGCCGCACUUUACAAAGGCAGAGUCGCAGGUCUUCUUUUGACUGCUGAGGUCUUCAUUUUGUACUGGUUCGCUCUGAAGUGGGAGGAUCCUUUCACCUCUGAGAUAUACGCCAAGCGAGAACGGGAACGCGCUAAAUUGCAGGGAGGCGGCAAGAGCGCUUAAAGGCUUGGUCUUCAUCCGGGAGAAUAGGGAAAGAAAACAUCUACUAGCUUGAGUUUUUAAGGACUUUCAACAUCCACGACUCGUGCAAGUAUAGGAUCGAAAGUCGAAUUUGGGCAGAGUUCGCGGUUACGUGAUAAGGAUACAUGAGAAAAGGAAUCUUCAACGAUCAAGGGAAUCGCAUAGGGAGAACAAGGACUCCCUCAGGGAUAGCUACUUAUAAAACAACGGAAUCAUAACCAGAGUAGGUAUAGCAUCAUGGCAUCAAACUCCUGCCCUGGCUGCAUUACUUUCGAACAACCUGUUUCGAAACAGACAUGCAAUCUCGCAGGAGCCUAAUUAUGAAAAAAG
Monascus purpureus is the source of this 989-nucleotide messenger RNA. The record is from the annotation of a GenBank genome assembly. Lineage: Eukaryota; Fungi; Ascomycota; Eurotiomycetes; Eurotiales; Aspergillaceae.